GUCGCAGAGCAGGCGCAGAAGCUGCUGCAGCCCGACAGUGGCCAGCUGUCACACCAAUACCCUCACCACCACCAGCAGCACCAACACCAACACCACCUCCACCAGCAGCAGCAGCUCCACCACCACCUCCACCACCACAACCACCACAGGCCCCUGAAUGCCACGCUGUCCUCGCCGCCGGUGCCGCCGCCACUGCCGUCUCCGUUCAACGCGUCCUCCGCCGCCGUCGCCGCUGCCUCCGCCGCCACCCCGACGCCGUCCGUCAUCGGGGUCGUCGUCGGCAAGAAGUUUGAGAACCUGGCCGACGGGGAUCGGCGUCCCUCGGCCCUGGUGUCCAAGUACGCAGAGCUGUAUUCGCAGACCAGAGUGAACGCCUACGAGGCACUCAGUGAGGUGCCCGAGCUCUCUGAUGCCAGGGAGCUCAAGGAGAAGCUCCUCUUCUCCGUCGUUGUGCUCGCGUUCAGGUCCGUGCAGAACACGAAGCAGCAGAUCAAGGAGAACAUGCGGAGGAUCCUGCAGAUCCCGCCGAAUCUCGGCACGCCGAAGUCCGAGCGGGACAAGCAGAGCGCCAUUGCCGUGGCAGCAGCUCAACUGGAGACCUGUGUCCAGUCCUUCCUCCAGUUCAACAGUGACCAACACGACCUCACCAAGAACGUCGACGAUGUUUGCACGCAAAUUUGGGCGACUCUGUACGAUUAUCCGUGCUUGAACCAAUGCGAGGGCCUCGUCACCUACGUCAAGAACUGCGUCCGGGUUGCCUGGGGCCUCGUUAACCAGAAACCGCCGUUCGUGAUUGAAUACGAGGCCAGGGUGUUCCGGAAGGACAUGCACGUCCGGUUCUACAUGUCCAAGGAGGAUUCGGACGACAUCAAGACGUACCUCUGGCCGGCCUUGCUCGAGGGCGAGAACGGGCCCUGCAUCCACCAGGGAGUGGUCAUCACUUGAACCCGGUAAGCACGAAAU
Molecule: messenger RNA, 963 nt
Organism: Notodromas monacha
Lineage: Eukaryota; Metazoa; Arthropoda; Ostracoda; Podocopida; Cyprididae
Source: the annotation of a GenBank genome assembly